CCCUCUCCCAAAAUCGUCUGCCAGGCAUCACAACAAUUACUUAUGACAAAAUCAGACCUGUUUCAUGCUUGUUUCGCGUGUUCCACCGUCCUGGGAUUUUGUUGCUGACUCGUAUUUCGAAAGCAUACUUUUGACGUCAAUAGAUCGUUAGCACGACGACAACCAGUGAUCAACAUGACCGCAAGUGGCAUCGAUGUUGUAAUCGGCUAUUUGGAUGCCCAUCAGAAGGAGUAUAUUGAUCGCCUCGCUGAGGUGGUCGCAAUCAAAUCAGUAUCAGCAUGGCCGGAGUUUCGUCCGGACGUCAUCAAAAUGGUGAACUGGAUGAAGACCAAACUUGAAGACUGUGGGGCGAAAUGUGAACUCCGUGACAUCGGACAACAAACUCUCCCCGAUAAGUCUCAAAUUCCAUUACCCCCAAUUCUUUUAGGGAGCCUGGGAGAGGAUCCUGCUAAGAAGACCAUCUUACUAUAUGGCCAUCUCGACGUUCAGCCUGCUCUUAAAGAGGAUGGCUGGGACACAGAACCUUUCGUUCUAACGGAGAAGGAUGGCAAGCUCUAUGGACGAGGCGCCACAGAUGACAAGGGUCCUGUUCUGGGGUGGCUCCAUGUAAUCGAAGCUUACAAGGCAACAAAGACUCCUCUCCCGGUCAACCUCAAGUUCUGCUUCGAGGGAAUGGAGGAAUCGGGCUCUGAAGGUCUGGACGAGUUGCUUUUGUCAAUGAAAGGGGGUGACUUCUUGAACAAGGUAGACCACGUAUGCAUUUCCGAUAAUUACUGGUUAGGAACGCAGAAGCCUUGUCUCACCUACGGCCUGCGGGGGCUUAUUUAUUUCGGGGUUGAAAUUGAAUGCUCCGAUAAGGAUCUGCACUCUGGGAUCUUUGGAGGAACGGUCCACGAAGCAAUGAACGAUUUGAUGUGGGUGAUGUCGCAACUGGUUGACGUAAACAACAAAAUUCUCAUUCCUGGCGUCAUGGACGAUGUGGCUCCCAUCACUCCCGAAGAGCAGAAGCUUUAUGAGAAGAUCGAUUUCGACCUCAAUGAGUACCAGAAAACUAUCGGAUGCGAGAAACUUGUCCAUCAUGGAAAAAAGGACGAGUGUUUGCAGGCGAGAUGGCGAAACCCUUCUUUGUCCAUCCAUGGAGUUGAAGGUGCCUUCUACGGGCCAGGAGCGAAGACUGUUAUUCCAAAGAAAGUUGUUGGCAAAUUCUCCAUCCGACUUGUGCCUAACCAGGACCCGACUAAGAUUGGCAAGAUUGUUUUGGACUACCUUAACGAGCUGUGGAAGAAACGCGGUUCGCCUAACAAGUUCCGCCCUUUCAUCUUUUCAGAAGGACGAUCGUGGGUGUCGGAUCCAUUUCACCCGAACUUCCAAGCCGGAUCCCGUGCCACGCAGAAAAUCUACGGUGUUGAGCCAGACUUUACGCGCGAGGGUGGUUCAAUUCCUGUAACUCUGACGUUUGAGGAGGUUACUGGAAAGAACGUGCUUCUACUGCCAAUGGGUCAAGCUGACGAUGGAGCUCACUCGCAGAACGAAAAGAUUUCAAAGAGAAAUUACAUCGAAGGCACCAAACUGUUGGCCGUCUAUCUUGAUGAGGUGUCUAAAUGCUAAGAAGGAUCUGGAAAAAAUAUAGGAUUAUCGUGACAGAAUAGAGCCACAAUUACUGACAAGUUGAAACUUUUGAUAUUGUACCACUAAUAGUCUUUUGAUAAUCAGUCAUUAAUGUGUAAACUGAUAUUAACGUCAGUGAACGCGUGACACACGAUGGUAACGUGAAAAUCGUGCCUGAUGCACCUUAACUCUAAUGUAUGGUAAGCAAAAGUGAAUAAAUAUAUUAUAUAUAUAAAUAUAAAGCUUGAUAUUAAAAAAACAAUGAUGCUAUAAUGCUGAAACUGAAGGCACAGUGUUUUCAGUUAUGAUGUGAUCUGUGCAAGUUGUUUGUAUUAUUUGGUAAUGUCUUGUAGGACCAGUAAUCAGUCAAGGCCUUUGGUGUAUGAAUAUAUUCAUGGAUAAUUUCAAUAGAUUGCAAAAGCUGAUUACAGUUUAAUAAUAAGACAAAUGCAUGCCAUGGGACAAUCCAAUCGGUGGGUAUUCAACAACACGCAAAAAUUUGGGCUUUGUUAUCUCGUGAUCUUAGGAGGGCGAUACUCGUACCUUUGUUUGUUAACUAAUCUUCGGUAGUAAUAUACAUAGUAAUAUAUUUAAAUUUUAGAACGCUAUUUCUGGAAAAUUAUUGAAUUUUAGAAUUUCACUAAUAAGAUCAGGUGUUAGUUAUAUGACGCAGG
Messenger RNA from Varroa destructor (honeybee mite), 2282 nucleotides. RefSeq names its product cytosolic non-specific dipeptidase-like. NCBI's taxonomy places the organism in Eukaryota, Metazoa, Arthropoda, Arachnida, Mesostigmata, Varroidae. Gene Ontology annotation, molecular function: metallodipeptidase activity. Gene Ontology annotation, biological process: proteolysis. The record is from RefSeq and is a predicted model, not a curated record.